AAUGCGAUGAGCGAAGCCUCCGCGAAGGCAUGCGUCCGUGAGAGUGAAUGUAUCAGUGACGGGCUCUUUGUGGACUGUGCCGUGUCGUCAGCAGCUGGCGUUGUGGAGAACGGUGUGGAAGCGGAGCAUCGCUGAUCUGCGCCUCUCCGAGCGGAUGGUUCCACUCUGAGCGGUCGUGUGGAGCUCAGGGAGAGCAGGAAAGAGACAGUUGGAAGCACCCGGACCUCUCCCGGUUACAUAACUGAGUUUAUAGAUUACACAAAACCAGUGAUAACGGACUGUUGCCCCCGACCAGGUCGGAGUUCAACCACUUUCCCCAGCCGGUAAGUGGAAACUCACUGAACUGAAGAGAAAUCGGCUCAGCUUCCCUCUAGCCGAAUUGGCUGGAGGACAUUCAGUCUGAGGUGAUUCCAGCGACAUCAGUGCACGGCGCCAUGAACGUGGGCACAGCGCACAGCGAGGUGAACCCUAACACCAGGGUGAUGAACAGCAGGGGCAUCUGGCUGUCUUACAUCCUGGGCAUCGGCUUGCUGCACAUCAUCCUGCUCAGCAUCCCCUUCGUCAGCGUCCCGGUCGUCUGGACCCUCACCAACCUCAUCCACAAUCUGUGCAUGUACCUCCUGCUUCACACGGUCAAAGGGACUCCCUUCGAGACCCCGGAUCAGGGCAAGGCUCGCCUCCUGACCCACUGGGAGCAGAUGGACUACGGCGUACAGUUCACCGCUUCACGAAAGUUCCUCACAAUCACACCCAUUGUGCUGUAUAUAUUAACCAGCUUCUACACAAAGUACGACAGAGCCCAUUUUGUGGUCAACACCGUGUCCUUGCUCACGGUGCUCAUUCCCAAACUGCCACAGCUGCACGGUGUUCGGAUCUUUGGGAUUAACAAGUACUGACAGCAUGGAAGAAGAAGAGAUGGAGGUUUACGGUCCCCCCCUGGACCGCUCAGAGCACACAGUGUAAUGGGCCUCUGAUGAGGACCUUUCGCACCUUAUUCUAUGGAGGAGCUCCAUAAAGGAAACCUGCUGAGGAUGCCGUCACGGUUCCCAAUCGGCAAGACUCCGAGGAGAAAGCACAAGCGCACAGCGUCAUCUUUGCAACAAGCUGUGGUUCAUCCUCAUGGUUUACAAACACUUUACAUUUUAUUUAAAGAUGAAUUUCUGACAUUUCCGAAGACAGUGCUGGAAAAAUAAGUCUGUGCUGUUUCACUCCGCUGGCACUAAGAGGCCGUUUUCAAAGUUAAGUUUUGUUUAAUGAUACACUACUGUAUUUAUUCAGCCUCGCUCAAGGCUGCAGCUUCGUCUCUUUUGAGGUUUUGCGGCUUCAGUUGAGAGCAACAAUUCUACACUGACGUGGUGAGAACUGCUGGAGAGGCGAGACACAAGAAACCACCUAGUUAUAUUUGGCUCCCUUCUGCUCUGCUCUUCGCGGGGUCAAGACCGGGAAGUUGAGCAGCUCUUAUUUUUAUCUGGCCGUUUCCAUAUUUGGAAAAUGCUUGUCCUGGUUUGCCCUGUAUGCAAAGUCCUCUGGCACAGAAUGCGUGAGCCGUCUGGGACAGACCAGCAGACCCACAGUCUCAGUUGAGAGAUAAGAUUUUAUUAAAAUACCAACAAGGGGACACGUUUACACGAUAGAGGUACUUGCUUCAGCUGGCUCCUGUUGGCAGGUCAGUUGAAUGUAAUCUGAUUACAAAAUGCCACAUAUUAUUCAAGAUGUUUUUCUUAUUUACUUAGGAGAUGCACAGAUUAAAAUCCCUCUGAAUUAUGACAUUA
Messenger RNA from Gambusia affinis (western mosquitofish), 1772 nucleotides. It is a transcript of the gene ormdl3, whose product is annotated as ORMDL sphingolipid biosynthesis regulator 3. Gene Ontology annotation, biological process: intracellular sphingolipid homeostasis; negative regulation of ceramide biosynthetic process; ceramide metabolic process. Gene Ontology annotation, cellular component: endoplasmic reticulum membrane. NCBI's taxonomy places the organism in Eukaryota, Metazoa, Chordata, Actinopteri, Cyprinodontiformes, Poeciliidae. The record is from RefSeq and is a predicted model, not a curated record. The coding region runs from base 435 to 896 and encodes 153 amino acids. The transcript is spliced from 4 exons.